This is a messenger RNA of Humulus lupulus (European hop), 1363 nucleotides long. RefSeq names its product 1-aminocyclopropane-1-carboxylate oxidase homolog 1-like. The record is from RefSeq and is a predicted model, not a curated record. Lineage: Eukaryota; Viridiplantae; Streptophyta; Magnoliopsida; Rosales; Cannabaceae. The transcript is spliced from 3 exons. Bases 40 to 1191 code for a protein of 383 amino acids.
AAAUACCAUAAGUUUUCACAAGAUUAGAAAGAAAGAAAAAUGGAAGUUGUAGAUGAUAAGAGUAGUAGAACUUGUUGUGUAGAUUAUGAUGGUCGAGCAAAAGAAGUAGAGGAGUUUAGCAAAACAAAAGCAGGAGUAAAAGGGCUUGUUGACUCUGGAGUAGAAAAGAUUCCCAGAUUCUUCAUCGUUCCUCCAGAGAUCUUAAACAAUGCACCAACAAAAUCAAGUGAUGAUCACACUAGUCUGCAGGUGCCAGUGAUCGACCUUGGAGGAGUGGUAGGCAUAUUGGACGACGAUGGUGGCCGCCGCCGCGCCGAGAUUGUGAACCAAAUCCGUGUUGCGGCCGAGACAUGGGGUUUUUUUCAGAUGGUGAAUCAUGGGGUUCCCAAGAAGGUUAUGGAGGAUUUGAUGACAAGUACUAGAAAGUUUCACGAGCAAGACAGGGAGGAGAAGAUGAAGUGGUACUCACAAGAUGUGAGCAAACCAAUUAGGUUUUACAGCUAUGGAUUCCUUCACACUUCUGCUCCAGCCAACUGGAGGGAUUCACUUGCUUGUAAUUUCCAGGACAGUGAUUUACAGCUCCAACUACUCCCUCAAGUUUGCAAGGAGGAGAUGAUAGAGUACAUAAAGUGUGUGGAGAGAGUGAAAGAGAAGCUGAGUGAGUUGGUAUCAGAAGCUCUAGGGCUAAGAAGUGAGUAUCUGAGGGAGUUGGAAUGCAUGAAAUCGAGGUACUUGUUGUCACAUUACUACCCAGUGUGCCCAGAGCCUGAACUGACUUUGGGUGUCACAAACCACUCCGAUCCAUAUUUCUUGACCAUAUUGUUACAAGACAACGUCGGUGGUCUCCAAGUUCUUCACCAUAAUCGAUGGGUUGAUGUUCCUUAUCUUGAUGGAGCUCUCGUUGCCAACAUUGGAGACUUAACGCAGAUAAUAACGAAUGGGAGAUUCAAAAGCGUGGAGCAUAGGGUGUUGGCUGCGCGGGGAGGGGGAAGGGGUGGGGCUGGGCCUCGAAUAUCAGCAGCAUGCUUUUUUUAUCCAAGCUCUGCCAUGAAACCUUAUGGACCAAUCAAAGAGCUCCUGUCUGAGACCAACCCCCCACUCUACAGGGAGGUCCACUAUAAGGAGUAUACGACUCUUUAUGUAUCAAAGGGACUAGAUGGUAGCUCUGCCAUUCCCUACUUUCACCUAUAAUAAUAGCUUCAAUUAAUACACUUACCUACAUAUACAUACAUAUAUCACUGGACUUAUAGUCGGAUCUUCUUUAUUUAUUGCAACUUUAACUUUAUUCAAUAUGCAUCUUUCUUCUUCAUCUAAAAAUAUUUAUCAUUUCUUAUAUUUUUGUUAAUAAGAAUUUAGCUGGCAC